Hermetia illucens (black soldier fly) is the source of this 776-nucleotide messenger RNA. Its product is annotated as adult cuticle protein 1-like. The coding region runs from base 156 to 611 and encodes 151 amino acids. The transcript has 2 exons. Lineage: Eukaryota; Metazoa; Arthropoda; Insecta; Diptera; Stratiomyidae. The record is from RefSeq and is a predicted model, not a curated record.
UGCGUGGCCACUGAUUUUGCGAACAACUGCCAAUGCGACAUGUUUUGUAUAAAAGCAAUCAGAACUCAUUACAAAGGUAUCAAUUUGAAAACACAUUUUAAAGUGUUCACAUCUCCUCUGUAGUAAAUUUAUUACUUUAUAACCAAAUACUCAACAUGAAGUUCGUUGUUGCCGUAGUCAUGUUGGCUCUUGCCUUCGGAACUGAAUCUUCAGUCAUCCCAUGGGCUGCCCCUCUCUCCUACACAGCUGUUAGUGGACCUGGAGUCGUUGCCGUCGCCCCAGGACAUCUUGGCUCAGUGGCCAUCCAAGCUAAAACCAUUGCCGCUGCCCCAGCUGCCGUGGUCGCUGCUCACGCUCCCGUUGCCCCUCUAGUUGCUGCUCACGCAUGGGGUCCAGCUCCUGCUGCUGUUGCUGUUGCCGCUGCCCCAGCCGUAGUUGCCCACGCUGCACCAGCUAUUGUCGCUGGUCCAGCUGUUGUUGCUGCUCCAGCUAUCGUUGCUGAAGGUAGCUACGUCGCCAAGACCCGUGGUGCUGUCCAUGUUGCUCCACUGGCCGGACAUGCCAACUCAGCUGCAUCAAUCAACCUGCAACCAGCCCCAGGUACCAUCUAAAUCUAUGACCCAAUUUUUCGUUUUAGUGGACACGAUGCUACCAAAUCUGUUGCAAUUCAUUCUGAAACCACUUUCUCUUGACUUCUAACUUUCCUUACUAUUUUUAUUAUGAUCUCCUCUUUUCCACUUGCAACAUGUUCAAUAAAUAAUAUUAUUUAUUAGAGA